AUGAAUUCCAUGUUCAGUUCGUUUGAUGCUUUGUGCGCUGAGUUUCUGGGCCAAAAGGUGAAGGCCUCCUUCCCUACCCAGCAGCAGCAGAAGAGUACUGGGGCUGUGGUGAACAACAAGGCCUCAGUUUCAGAUAAUUUGAACAACAGGGAGGAGGCCUCUUUGCCUCAGCAAGCUCAGCCUGUGAAAAAGCAGCAGAGCCAGAAGGCACCGCCACGGUUCGCGUUAGAGUUGGAUGGGCUCAACUGCUUUGAGACCCUCGUCUGUCGUUAA
Molecule: messenger RNA, 273 nt
Organism: Prunus armeniaca (apricot)
Lineage: Eukaryota; Viridiplantae; Streptophyta; Magnoliopsida; Rosales; Rosaceae
Source: the annotation of a GenBank genome assembly